Messenger RNA from Pichia membranifaciens NRRL Y-2026, 2181 nucleotides. RefSeq lists its product as hypothetical. Gene Ontology annotation, cellular component: membrane. Lineage: Eukaryota; Fungi; Ascomycota; Pichiomycetes; Pichiales; Pichiaceae. The coding region runs from base 308 to 2023 and encodes 571 amino acids. The transcript has a single exon. Gene Ontology annotation, biological process: amino acid transmembrane transport. The record is from RefSeq and is a predicted model, not a curated record. Gene Ontology annotation, molecular function: amino acid transmembrane transporter activity.
CGACGUCCCCGAGGGUUCUGUCGGAAAAGCCGUCCGCCGAUAGCUAUUCAGCAUGACAGAUACGGAGACGGAGAGGAGAUGAUGUGUCGGAUAGGGACCAGAGCUAGCGGGCGUGUGCAACCGGGCCAGAGAGUAAGUGGAUCUGCUGCUGGCGCCCUCUGCUGCAGCAGAGCACAAGUACAGAGAAGUAUAAAGCGCUUGUUGUUUCCUCCAGUUGAUAACGGCAAGGAUCUGUGCUGUGCUUAUCGUCUUUUCGACUCUGUUUCUUUCCAUAAGCAAGCACACUCACACACACACAAAGAGCAAGAUGGCAUCGUUUCCUGAAGGAACCGCUUCCAAAAACCUUGCUACAGAAGAGAUCUACACGAUCGAGGAUAGCGUCAGUGGCGACUUCCCAGACAAUGUGUCCAUCGGCGACAAGGAGAAGUUGACCGACGCUAUGGCCGACGCCGCAGCAGGCGUCGACGUUGGUUACAAGAGACAGAUCACAGGCCGUCAGGUGCUUAUGAUCACCUUUGGUGCCGGUAUCGGAACUGGUUUCUGGGUCGGUAUGGGUUCUGCGUUGAGAAACGGAGGUCCCUUUGGUAUUGUUUUCGCUUACACGAUUGAAGCUUAUAUUGUCUAUGUUAUGUUUAUCCAGACUGGUGAGAUGACCGCUUACCAGCCUAUCCACGGUGGAUUCAUCAACCAAGAUUUGCUCUAUUUGGAUGAAGCCAUCAGUUUUGCACAGGGUAUCAACUUCGCUUUCAACUGGAUGAUUGUUUUGGCCGCCGAGUUGACUGCAGGUAUUAAUAUCAUCAGAUUCUGGGACAAGGAGCACGUCGUCUCCACGGCAGAAUGGAUUGUUGUCUUUGGUGUGAUCUACGCUAUCUUCAACGUCUGGCCCGUCAAGGCCUACGGUUACAUCGAGUACGUGCAGUCGUUCAUCAAGAUCGUCUCCAUGGCUGGUGUCACGCUUUUCAUGUUGGUUGCUACCUGCGGUGGAUUACCAAAGGGUGGUCCAAUCGGUUACAAGUACUGGACACACCCAGGUUGGGACAGAAACGGUAUUAAGGGUAUCUGUAUGGCUCUUGCACAAGCAGGUUUCUCCUUUGGUGGUGGUGAACAUAUUGCCAUCGUUGCUGGUGAGGUCAAACAACCUCGUAAGUUCAUUCCAAGAUGUGUCAACCCUAUUUUCUGGAGACUCGGUGUCUUCUUCAUUGGUAACUCCUGGUUGAUUACCAUGAAUGUCCCAUACGACGACCCUCUUUUAAACAACGCCAGCGGCUCCUUGACCUCUCCUUACAUCAUUACCAUGCUUAACGGUGGUGUCAAGGUUUUGCCACACAUCUUGAAUGCUCUUAUUUUGCUUUCCGUCAUUUCCUGUGGUAACUCCUCGGUCUAUAUUGGUUCCCGUUCCUUGGUUGCCUGUUCUGACUUGAACUUGAUCCAUCCUUUCUUCGGUAAGAAGGAUAAGCAAGGUCGUCCAUGGCCUGCCCUUGUCUGUGUCUUCAUUGUUGGUCUUGGUUUGGCAUUCUUGAACUGUUCCAGUACUGGUCAAGUUGUUUACGACUGGUUCAACUCCUUGUGCGCCUUGAACGGUUACUUCACAUGGCUUGCAAUUUACUUCGCUCAUUACAGAUUCCGUGCUGGUUUGAAGGCACAAGGUAUUGACUUCAAGAAGUUCAAGCUUUACGACAGAUUCUUCCCAUGGACUACUUACUCUGCAACUUUCAUCAUCUUCUGUUUGUUUGUUGCUCAGUUCUACAUUGGUCUUUUCCCUCUACACGAUAAAGGUAUGGAUGCCAAGGAUAGAGCUAAGAACUUCUUCUUGACCUACUUAUGUGUUCCUCUAUUCGGCCUUUGCUGGUUAUAUUAUAAGCUUAGAUGGAAGACUGUGCUUAAAAAGCCAGAGGACAUGAACUUCUCCUACGGUAAGAAGUGGGAUGAGAUUGAGGAGCUUGAAGCAAGACAGAAGGCUGCUAAAGGAGGAAGUGAUAAGAAGGACCGUAUCGAUGCGCUUGUCGAAAAGUACCUAGCUUGAAGGACGCAGUGCUCGUUAUUUUUUACUAUUUUUACUAUUUUCAUUAACAACUAUUUAGGCUCUUAUAUAGUUUAAAUUGUUUUGGCUUUUACAUCUUGACCGAAAAUGGUUUCUAACAAAAUUUGCGCUCGACUUCUAUGACUUCAACGAACUCUAGC